Messenger RNA from Tremella mesenterica DSM 1558, 675 nucleotides. RefSeq lists its product as uncharacterized. Bases 1 to 675 code for a protein of 224 amino acids. The record is from RefSeq and is a predicted model, not a curated record. Lineage: Eukaryota; Fungi; Basidiomycota; Tremellomycetes; Tremellales; Tremellaceae. The transcript is spliced from 6 exons.
AUGUCUCCCAAUGAGAUACUCACUUCUCUCUCUCAACUAGCUACAUGUGAUCUAUCAGACGCAAUGGUCAAAAUGGGUAUUCCUACCGGUGGUUUACUCCCUGACCUACAUUCUUAUUCGCCCGCUAUCGAUACAGGACGUCUCAUAGGUCAAGCUUUCACUGUCAAAAUGGUACCCACUGCCGAUCCUGGUCUCAAACCGACUGAACAUUUCGUCGAUGCUUGUCCAGAGGGAAGAGUGAUGGUACUCCUUCAACCGCCUGGAAUGAAAAACGCCAUUUGGGGAGGACUCAUGUCUACCGGCGCGAAGCAAAAAGGUGUGAAAGGGUUGAUCGUCAUUGGUGGUAUUAGAGAUCUGGCCGAGAAUAGGGAUUUGGGAUUUCCGGUGAAACAGAUAUGGGCAAAGUAUCAUUCCACUUUAGGAAGUGCAACUUUCACCCGGUCAUCUCAGUUGGACGUUCCACUCGAGAUCCCUUUCGAUGGAGAGAUAAGUACCAUUGUGAAGCCCGGUGAUUGGGUGGUGGGUGAUGAAGAUGGUGUGGUCAUCGUCCCACAAGAUAAGGCGGAGGAAGUGGUACUACGUGCUCAAAAAGGUAAAGAAGCGGAUGAGAAUAUAAGGGCCGAGUUGGAGAGAGGUGCAGGAAUGGGGGAAAGUAUAAAGAAGUUCCGAGGUUGA